Molecule: messenger RNA, 4080 nt
Organism: Gadus macrocephalus (Pacific cod)
Lineage: Eukaryota; Metazoa; Chordata; Actinopteri; Gadiformes; Gadidae
Product: protocadherin alpha-C2-like
Exons: 1
Coding region: 1133-3619 (828 amino acids)
Biological process (GO): homophilic cell-cell adhesion
Cellular component (GO): plasma membrane
Molecular function (GO): calcium ion binding
Source: RefSeq, a predicted model, not a curated record
AAACAUUCGGAAAGUGUGACUUUGAAAUCAAGUGAGGUUUUGUUGAAAAUAGUCAUCUAAAUAUGAUUUGCACUGCAGUAAUAUCUGUGAGGAUUUACCUAUGUUACGAUGGUCAAGCAUCAGGGAGACGGAGGCGAAACUGUUGAAUUUUCUUACUUUUAUUUUCCUUUAGAAAAUAAAUCAAAACAUUGCUAUCAGGCUUUGGUGUACACAUACAGCAUCAGAUCAAAAGCAUAGGCUUCUCUGAUCGAGUAGGAAAGCAGCACAGGACUAAACGCAACAGAUCUGCAGUACACCAUAUGGCCACGGGUGGCUCCCAUUCACACUUAUUAAACAAGGCAGUUUUAUUUUGGCGAAAAUCCUAUACAAUAAUACACUACAUUUUGAACUCUGUUAAACUUACAUGCGUGUUCCUUGCGAGAGGAGUCGGUGUUCACAUUUUGAACGUAUUAUGAGGUCACAGUCACCACUGCACUACCUCAGAGUGCGCAAGUGAACAGCUCCCGGUGCUAGAAUUUGAAUGCGGACUGUUUUGUUGUUUUGUUUCAGACCUCUGGCUUAGUUUGGAGGAUUAUUUUGUUUACGCAUCACGUUGUAUCACAGCGGCCAUCGCUACUAUGGGCCAAUGUGCAAAGGUUACAGGAGAUAAUCUGUUUCCUAAAACGAUGGAGGUGAAACGUAAAAUCAGGAGCUGGACUCACUAUGUGUUGAUUUGUAUUUAAUUUGCUUCAUUGAAAUCCGUAGAUGCAGUGACUCACUAUUCAAUAGACGAGGGAAUGGAGGAAAGUAGUGGUCACUAAUUUGGCUUCUGAUCUGGGCCUCAACGUUAUUCUGUUUUUCAGAUAAUCAUUUCUAAUGCAUGCAAAACAAGUUACCAGGAUGUGCUUGGCCAUGUGUUGGUUUUGCAAUUCAGCCAAAGUGUGGUGCUGUUCUCUCGUUUAAACACUCGGGUGUCAGAAGUCGUUUAUGUGCAGUCAGCCUGGAUGUCUGGGAGAAGGAGGGUGUAUUCUGCGAAAUAUUGGCCUGCACGCGUUUUUGAUUCGUCCUCAUACAACAAUUUAGAAAUAUAACAAAACAAACGUUUGAUCUGGGACCUUGGAAAUUAAAAAGUAUAUACAUUGUAUCGGGAAAAAUGGAUUAUCACACAAUGGAUUCAGAUACAGUACGGCUAGGAAAAUGGUACGUCAGGAGCUCCAUUGUUUUCAUCGCUCUUUUACACUUGUCAUCUGGCGCAUCGCAUUAUUCAAUUCCUGAAGAAAUGAAAGAAGGAUCCGUUGUUGCCAAUCUGGCCGAAGAUCUGGAUUUGGAUGUAGAAACGCUCAGUGAAAGAAAGAUGCGCCUGGAUAUUGUGGCGAACAAAAAAUAUUUGGAUGUGAACAAAGAGACUGGCGAGCUGUAUAUUGUGGAGAAAAUCGACAGGGAACAUAUUUGCACCACAAAAUCGACUAGUUCUUGUUAUUUGAAGCUAGAGGUCAUACUUGAAAAUCCCUUACGAAUUUUUAAUAUUGAAUUGGAAAUUUUAGAUAUGAAUGACAAUGCACCUCAAUUCCGACGAGACGCAAUACAUUUGGACAUAGCCGAGUCGACGUCAGCAGGGGAAAGAUUUUCGCUGAGCAAUGCAGUCGAUCCCGAUAUUGGAACGAACUCAGUCAAAACGUACCAUUUAAGUGAAAGCGAACAUUUUAAUAUCGAGGUACAAACUGGGAGAGAUGGAUCAAAGUUUGCUGACUUAAUAUUGAAAAAGGCUUUGGACCGAGAGAUGCAGGCCGUUCAUCAUUUAGUUCUCAGCGCGGUGGACGGCGGUACACCGACCCGCUCCGGUACUGCCAGCGUGAUUGUUCAUGUCCUGGACAUUAACGACAACACUCCUACUUUCUACAAGGAGGAAUAUAACAUUAAGGUUAUGGAAAACUCUCCGAUUGGAAGCCUCGUCCUUCAACUGAAUGCUACAGACUCAGACGAGGGUUCAAACGCUGACAUAACGUACUCGUAUAGUCUCUACACCUCAGAGAAAACCCAAGAAAUGUUUAAUAUAAAUCCUUCCAACGGAGAGCUUACUGUAAAAGGCAUGUUAAACUAUGAGGAUUUCAGGAUUUAUGAUAUGGAAAUCAUAGCCAUGGAUAAAGGGGCAAACGCUUUAUCAGGACAAUGCAAAAUAAGAAUUUUAGUCGAAGACAUGAACGACAAUCACCCAGAGAUAUCUAUAAAAUCAUUUCUGAGUCCCAUCAAGGAGAAUGCUGAAUUAGGCACUGUAAUAGCAGUUGUUAGUAUAAGUGAUAAGGAUUCUGGUGAUAAUGGUCAAAUUGAUAUUACAAUUCAAGCUAAUUUACCAUUUAAACUAAAGGAAUCGGCUGGGAAUUUUUUUGAGUUAGUUGUCUCUGAAUCGCUGGACAGAGAAAAGGCUCCUGAAUACGAAAUAACAUUUACAGUUACAGACAGAGGUUCUCCUUCAUUAUCUGAUAAUGAAACCAUGACCUUAGAGCUACUGGAUGUUAAUGAUAAUGUCCCCCAGUUCCCUCAGUCUUUCUAUACUAUACGUGUGAUGGAGAAUAAUGCUCCUGGAGCUUUGCUAGAAUCUCUCACUGCGUACGACCCAGACCUCCAUGAAAACCAGUAUCUAGUGUAUUUCAUCAUAGAGAGGGAGAUAGCCAACACCUCCAUGUCCAUGCUGUUCUCCAUUAGCCCAGAGAAUGGUAAACUCUAUGCUCUGAAGACGUUUGACCAUGAGAUUGAGGAGGAGUUUCUUUUGCACAUUGAGGCCAGAGACUCUGGUGUUCCUCCACUCAGCAGUAAUGUGACUGUCCACAUCAUUAUUGUGGACCAGAAUGACAACACUCCAGUCAUAGUGUCCCCAUGGUGCGCUCACGGCUCAGUGGUGGAGGAGAAGAUCCCCAGAUCCACCGACAAAGGCUCUCUGGUUUCCAAGGUGAUUGCUAUCGACGGCGACUCUGUGUUGAACUCAAGGAUUACCUACCAGUUUCUACAGGUGACGGACGCCACCUUGUUCAGUCUGGACCAGUACAACGGAGAGAUCCGUACCAUGAGAAUGUUCAGUUACAGAGAUCCCCGUCUCCAACGGCUUGUUGUGGUUGCCAAGGACAACGGAGAGCCCGCUCUCUCUGCUACCGUUACCAUCAAGCUGUCCACAGUGGAGACCGCGGUCAAGGCCUACUCGGACCUGACCGAAGUGCCCCUGGAGUACGACAUCUUUUCAGACUUGAAUCUGUAUCUGGUCAUCGGCCUGGGCUCGGUGUCCUUCCUCUUGUUGAUCACCAUAUUGGUCACCAUCGUUCUCAAGUGUCAGAAACCCAAGUCCAGCAAAGCUGCUCCUCCCUGCAGGAACAGUGUGGUCAGUGAGAGGAACUCUUUUGCAGAUUCCACUCUGGUGUCCAACGAUGCCUACUGGUACAGCAUGUUUCUAGCGGAGACCAGGAAAGGGAAGCUGGUGGUUAGACAGCCAGCGCCAAAGGGCUCCAGGUACAUAGUGUCCAGUUUACCACGGAGCACUGGCCUCACAGAGACGAGCGGCUCAGCACCCUCCACGCUGCAGGUGAGGACUGGGGCAAACGAUUCAUGUUUUCAUCUUGUGAUUGCUAAAUUUUUUUCUUUCUCUGUUUAAGAUUUAAUCCAUUUUGGUUUGGAAAUUAAUCGAUUUCAUUGAAUUGUUUUAUCCAUCUUUGUGGCAUGUGUACAUGCAAAACGUAACUACAUUUUUAGUCAUUCAGAAUAAGUGGCACAAAAAGACUACAAUUAUGUGCACUAUUUUUUUAACAAACCAUUAUUUAUUGCUAGUCAUUUUUUCCAUUUGCUUUCUUGGAUGAAUGAUUGGGAAAGUGUGACUUUGAAAUGAAGUGAGUUUUUUUUGAAGAUAUUGAUCAAAAUACGUUUUCCAGUAUUAUCUUCGAGGAAGUACAUGCAUGUUCUUUGCGUACAGAGUCGCUUUUCACCAUUUGAACACGUCUUAUGAGGUCACAGUCAUCACUGCACAUCCUCAGGCUGGACCUCACGAGCUGCGCAAGUGAACAGCUCACGGUGCUAGAAUUGGGAUUUGGACUAUUUUCUUGUUUUGUGUAAGGUCCA